GUGACGUCACCGAACAACAGAGUCUCACAACACAGGGUGACUGAGGUGCGUCUCCCCUGACCUGUAUCACCCCCAGCUGGCAUGGCAGACCAGAUCAACCAGGAUGAGAUUAGAAAGAAGCGGUUGGCACGCCUUGGGGCAGGUUCCAGCAACAGCAAUAAUGGGGACACUUCCCAAAUACUUGUUCCGCAGUCCCCGCAGAGUCUUCAGUUGUCCACGUCUCCACCGGCAUCUGCUCUUCUGCCUUCACCCUCCAAGAGGCAGCCACCACCCUCACCACUAGAUAUUACACCAUGUAAGAAAGGUAUUGAGCCCAUGGAGGUGGACAGCAAAGAUGAGCUUACUGCAGAUAUAGAGAAUAGUUCUCACUAUCGUAGUGAUAAUAAAAGGCACAGGAGUGUAAGUACAAGUGAGGUGACUGAGGAGAUGAUGUGGGCAACACUAUCCAAUCUUCUUCAUUGUUCAUGGCAAGGUGUUGAUAAUAUCUGUUCAGUCACUGUUCAGGUAACACCUGGUGCAAAAAUGAAUGAAGUAAUAUCACAGGUGUUGAUGGACAUUACAUUACAAAUAUGUGCUGGUGAGGUGUUGGAUGGGUUAGUGGACCCCAACAUUAACCUUUCACAGUCACCAGAACUCAGUGCAUCGCCUACAGGUAGUAGCAGUACAACAGAUUUAUCAGAAUUAACAAAACCCAGCCAAAGACCAGAAGCCACAGCUCUCCUGUAUCUUCUGCAAACUUAUGCACGUGCUAACAAUGAAGAGAAAUCUCAUCCUAAGAGAAGCAGCUCCCCUCCCAUGUUGACGUUACUGGUGGAAGUACGGCGUCAGUGUGUUGCUCACUCCAGUUUGCUUCUCUCAGGUUAUCUAACAAAGUGUGCAGUUCCUGCCCCAUCCCUGCUACUCCAUCCCCUGCUAACAGAGUCUCUGCCACGUGGGUUCUUGUGUGAUCUUAUACAUCACACCUCAGAAAGUCAAGCUGUAUUUACCAAGGUAUUUGGACCACUUCUACAGGGUUUAAGUUCAGCCAUGAGAAGCUGUAGCGUCACGUCCCGCACAUACACCAGAGUCUUUGAAUCACUGGAUAUGCUCACAGAGAUUAAGGUCAUCAACUCCUCAUCCCGACCAAUCUGCAGUCUAAUGGUCUCCAUGAGUAACUGGUGUCCAAAAAGUGAAUCUCAAACAGUUGGUCGGGAGAUUCUCUUUGCCACUCUCCUUGGACCAUUCCUCGGGCUCUCACUUUUUGCAGAGGAUGAUCCCCGUGUGGUGGACAAAUUUGUUAAACAUCAGAGCAAUGGCCGAACAGUACCUGAUGGCUUGCAGGAUCUAGCGAGAGAACUAGAUCACAUGCGCACUACAAUACUCCACAAACUCUUCCACAGUAUUUUGGUAAAUACAAAUUCCCGGGAACCGGUUCUGUUAUAUCUCGCCAAAGUUAUCCGCUACAAUGAGCGCCGUGCACAGAUCCACGUGGAGGAACGCCUGGUAGCUGGAGAUGGACCCAUGAUUAAUUUGCUUUCUGUGCUCCAACAACUUUGUUUUAAGGUAAAACUAGAUAAGGUGGAUCCUUACUACAUGGUCCACCCGGACUCUCUGGUGGACGUAUCAAAAGACUCCCGCCUGACCUUAACCCAAGACGAGGUGGAGGAAUGGGUAAAAAAGCUACGUUCAGGAGAGAAUUUUACAUUCCAGGAAGUAAAUUUUCACAGUCAGUGUUGGUUCCUGACCCUCCAUGCGCAUCAUCUUGGAGUGCUGCCAGUUAUGCGCAAAUAUACCCGCCGGAUCCGAGCCAUCCGUGACCUCCAAAAGAUGGUUGAGGAGAUAGAGAGCACUGAAUCUCAGUGGGGAAGCUUACCUGUAGCAGCCAGACAAAGGGAACUACUCAAGAAGUGGAAAAUGCAGCUGAAGAAACUCAACAAAUCAAAAUUGUGUGCUGAUGCUGGACUCUUGGAUGAAAACUUGUUGGAAAGAUGUAUACAUUUUUAUGCCGGAGUGGCUCAGAUAAUCUUGCGAGCAUUAACUGGGGGACCAACCACCUUAGCUCCUUUAGGAGUAUCACUUGCCGACACUGCCACAAUACUGCCUCUUCCACCUGAUUUGCCGGAGCUGUUUGCUGCGCUCCCUGAAUGGUACCUGGAUGACAUGGCCGAAUUUCUACUCUUCACACUACAGUAUGUUCCCAAAGUGCCCCUCAAACACCUGGAAGAUCCCAUCAUUACUAUGGCCAUUGUUCUCCUGUGCUCCCCUUCACACAUCAAGAACCCCUACCUCACAGCUAAACUAGUUGAGAUGCUGUUUAUGUUGACACCAUCAGUGCAGCAACAUGUGGACACCUUACACCAACGUAUACUUCAUCAUCCAUUGGCUGUACAUCUCCCAGUUGCCCUCAUGAAGUUCUACACAAUGGUGGAGUCAACAGGAGCAAGCAGUGAAUUUUAUGAUAAAUUUACGAUACGUUACCAUAUUAGUGUGAUAUUCAAGAGCCUGUGGGAAGACAGACGUCAUCGAGAAGCUCUUAUAACUGAAUCCAAUACCGGAAAGGAGUUCGUGAAGUUUGUUAACUUACUGAUGAAUGAUACAACCUUCUUGUUGGAUGAAUCUCUGGAUGCCCUCAAGCGUAUCCAUGAGGUACAAGAGGAGAUGGAGAGAGGAACUUGGGCAACACAGACGCGGGAACAGCAACAGCGUCGACAGAGAUUACUGGCAACUGAUGAGAGGCAGUGCAGGUCUUAUCUGACUUUAGCAAGGGAGACUGUUGACAUGAUGCAUUACCUAACAAAAGAAGUUACUGCUCCAUUCUUGCGGCCAGAGCUGUGUGACAGGCUAGCAGCUAUGCUCAACUUUAACCUUGCCCAGCUCUGUGGAGAAAAGUGUGGCAACUUGAAGGUGAGACAAGCAGAUAAGUAUGGGUGGGAGCCCCGAAAACUUCUGGAGCAGCUGGUGGACAUCUACCUACACUUAGACUCAGAUAGGUUUUAUGAGUCUAUUGCUAAUGAUGAGCGAUCCUUCAAGAUAGAGUUAUUUGAAACAGCAGCGUCCAAAUUAGAGCGAGCUGUCAUAAAGUGUACUUCAGAAGUAGCCAAAUUUCAAUCCAUAGGACAAAAGGCUUUUAAUGUCCAACAAGCCAACAAGAAAAAGGAUGAGGAUUAUAGUGAUGCACCUGAACACUUUAUGGAUCCUUUGAUGCAAACGUUAAUGGAGGAUCCUGUAGAGCUUCCAUCUGGUGUAGUAAUGGACAGACCCACAAUUGUCAGACAUUUACUCAAUGACCCCACCGAUCCUUUCACUCGCCAGCCUCUCACAGAAGAGCAACUCCUGCCAGCUGAAGCACUGAAGAAGGAGAUCAGUGACUGGAUUGCAGCUAAAAGUAACCCAAAGAGUGCAUCUUGAGGGCAGGAUGACGAUAGCUGGACUUGCUGUACGUGUUGUGGUGUCCAGGCCAGCUGACCAUUCAUCACCUUAGUUAAUGGGUGUGUUCUCAGUGGUAGACUGUUGUGUGUGGAUGUAAGGUGCACAUCACAGAAAGUUGAAGCAUGGCUACUCCUGCCUCUAAAGGGCUAAGUAGACUGUAAGUGUAAGACUGCUUGCCUUCCAUCAAUUUAGAAAGGUUCAUUUUCAUUCUGGCUUAAAAUGGAUGAGAAUAUGCAGCAGGGUGUUAUUGAUAAUGUAUAUUGUCACUCAUUGAAUUUCACUGACACAUUACUAAUUAUUAUGUCAAUAGAAAAAUCUAGUUGUUAUUACAAUUAAGUAAAAAAAAAUUUGGUUCUUUUUAGGAAAGUUGCAAAAAUACAAAAAAAAACAUUAGUGUAAUUUUGUAUACAGGUAUUUCCAUAAAUUUUCUUAAUUAUUUUCACAAUCUGUAUUAAAGUAUGGCAGCAUAUGUUAUUAACUGAUCAGAGGCUGGAAAAAAUCUGAGUUUGGAAUGAAGGAAUGAGGACCAGCACUGGGACGCUUUCAUGUGUAUUCAUUGCUAUUCCUCAUCUCCAUCAAGUCCAUUGCAAAACUCUUUUUUUUAAGUUUUGAGUGAUAUUCAAUUCACAUUUGUGUUAAUUAUGAAUAAUAAGUUUAUUAAUUUACAAAGUAUGUAGUAAUGUAUUCUUGUGAUGAGGGUAACUGACACAUGGGCCUUAUUUCAUCCAAAAAAUGUUGGUUAGCAAUAGCCAUCCUCAUGUCUGAUGUGUUCAUAACCUCAGCUUGAGUGUGUGUGCCCAGGUGGAGACCUUGACACAAUUAUGGCCUUACACUGUCUGGGAUUAUGCAAGUUGACUUUUUCUUGCAAAUUUGUAACUGUACUUCAUCUGAGCAUACACACUUAUUUAUGGCCUACUGUAUGUGCAUGAAUUGUGUGACAGAUAGUCAUAUGAGAAGGAUUUCUAAAAAUUUCAGUCACAGAUAUUUGACUCCAGCAGUGAGGUGUAUGAGGGGAGUAAUUAUAAGCAGUGUGUCCAUAACUUCAUUGAAUAGUCAAGCAUUGCUCACCUGGUUGGGUUAACUCACUUGUGACCCCAUGUUUGUGGGGUGGUCAGGGACACCCCCAUUUUUAUUUUAUUUGUUCUUUGUACAUUAAAUCUUUUUCAUUUGACAGGCGAAUUCUGAUCCUUCUUCAUAUACAUAAGAAAUAACUAUUUGUAAACAUAGUGACCAAAUUUAAAUUUUUUUAUAAUUUUUACAGUCUCACCCAUGGGGAAACAGCCUUUAGGUCAAGGACUUGACCAGUUUGGGGUUCAGCUCAACUUAGGGAUAAAUACCUAGAGGACCAUGUAGAUCUAUGGUAGGAUCAGUGUGGACCUUCCAUGGAACUCGGUUGUAUGUGUGCAGAAACUAUUAACAGCAUGUAAACGUUGUGGAGAUAAUGGUCAAGGUGCUAAGAUAUACUUUAAAUGGUGAACUUUCUGUAUACAGUACUCAGUUACCUUAACAUAAACAAAAUCAUUGUAGCUUGAUCUGUAAAAUAUCACUAAAAAUUUAUGAAUGAAUUAGAAAAUAUUUUGUAUAUGUGAAUUCUUAUCUUUUCCUCGAGUGAAAACCCCUUGUCAAAAGUGGAAUGCAACAUAUACUUAAACAAAAAUUAAAUAUUGUUGAGGAUGACUAUCAUAGUCAAAGACCAGUCUAACUUUUUUAUUCACAAAAUUGGGUUAGUAAGAUAAACGGUGAUGGUUAGUGAAAUCAUCCUAGUCCUUAGAUCCGUGCUGGUUGUGCAGCCGUACUGUUCUGCAGAUGUGUGCUGGUGUGCAUAAGGUUGGGCAUUCAGCCAUCCUAGUAUUUGGAUCCCCAGACUUGCCAAUUCCCUGCCCUGUAGUUUCCUGCAUCAGUUGCAAGAAAGUUGGUGUAAGAAAUUUUACCUUGUAGCUUUAUUUUCUGCCAACUUGUUGUAAAAUGAAGGAUUUGAACUUUGUUUAAAUUAGUAUGUAUGACUAAAAAUUUAAUAAAUUCUUUAGUAUA
Messenger RNA from Homarus americanus (American lobster), 5439 nucleotides. RefSeq names its product ubiquitin conjugation factor E4 B-like (gene Ube4B). Gene Ontology annotation, cellular component: nucleus; cytoplasm; ubiquitin ligase complex. Gene Ontology annotation, molecular function: ubiquitin-ubiquitin ligase activity. The record is from RefSeq and is a predicted model, not a curated record. Lineage: Eukaryota; Metazoa; Arthropoda; Malacostraca; Decapoda; Nephropidae. The transcript is spliced from 26 exons. The coding region runs from base 82 to 3387 and encodes 1101 amino acids. Gene Ontology annotation, biological process: protein polyubiquitination.